AUGAUGCCAGAGCUUUUAAGCAUUCCAUUUAAGAGAGCAUUGAGCAUUGAUUUCAAAAAAGAAUUGACUACAUUGAUUGAGAGCAGUUCCCUCCAAGAAGCCUCAUGUUUUAAAGAUGAUAUAGAUAAGUUGGCAGACGCUAGGAAUAAGAUAAUGGAUAUUGAUGUCUCUGAAGACGAUUUAAAGAUUUUACAAAAAUAUUAUAGUUACCUUCAGCAAUUAAAUAAAAAGUUUCCUAAUGAUCAAAUAAAAUACACAUGGUUUCAAACGCUUACACAAAAAUCUUACAGCUGUAGCCUAUACUCAACUAGAUUUGAAGAGUUGAAUAUCAUUUACAACAUUGGUUGUAUGUUUUCGUUGCUAGCAUGUAAAUAUAACGAUAAUAGUAGCGAAGGGACCAAAAAAGCAUGUAUAUAUUUCCAGAAGAGUGCUGGUUACUUUGAAUAUCUGAAGAAGCAUAUUAAUGAUACCGAAGAAUGCGUCGUAGAUUUAAAUUCCAUUGAGGCUAUAGUCUCCAUUUUGUUGGCAUCUGCUCAAGAAUUGACAUGGUUCAAAUCGAUUCAAGAUAAUUAUCAAGAUUCCUUGAUAUGUAAGUUAGCCAAAAAAACCUCUGAAUUUUACACCAAUGCCUUGAUAUACAGUAAAAAAAGUGAACUGAUUCGAGGUGAUUGGGUUGAGUUUAUUGAGAAUAAGCAGAAUUAUUUCCUUGCUGUGGCCUACUAUAGAUAUGCAUGUUCGAUAAUCCCGAAGAAACAAAUGGGGGUAGCUAUUAAAAGUUUAGUGAUGGCCAAACAUUUCUUAGAAGCUUGCAGCAGCAAGUACGAUUCUACCAUCAUGAUUAAUAGGAAGCCAUUCGAUUUGAAAAUAGCUACUUUAUUGAAAGAUACCGAAAGAGAUAAUGAUUUUAUCUAUUUACAACCUAUACCUGAUAGCAUAGAGGAAUUACAGAGUGCAUCGAUGGUGAAGAGUAUCGAAAUAGGCGAGAAAGAUCUUAUAGGCGAUGAAGGUAACGAUGUUAUAUUCAAAGAUUUGAUACCAUUGGUUAUCUUGAAUCUUGCCAGUGCGUACAACGAGCGACAAGACGAGUACAUCACCAAUCAAUUAAUCAAACCGAUAGAAGCAUUAAGCAACAUCUUAGAGCAAAAAAUGACGGAAUUCUCGAAUGAGGACGCCUCAACAUCGACUAAAGAUGAGUUUGUAAAUAUUGAUGCAAACGAGCUCGGUCUGAUACAAGAGAAACUCAUUGCCUCUAGCAGUAAGAACGCCACAAUUGCUUCAACAUUGCGCGAAACGAGAAGUUCCUUGGAUAACGAAGCUAAAAAGAAUGAACAACUUCUUAAACGGUAUGGCACUAUCAGUUGGACACUUGAGGAUUCGACAACGGUGAAUGGCAAAUACUAUGAUGUUUUACAGAAGUUGGAAGCAUAUUUGCAUGAGGGUUGUUAUAUUGACAAAGAGACUAAUGACGCCUUCGCCGUGAUUGACAAGGGAUUGUUAACCAAUCCACUGAAGCAGUUGAACGAGAUUGAAGUGAAAAAUAAGGAGAGUAAUCCAUUAAGAUCUAAAAUUUUGAAUAUUAUUUUUGAGAGAGAAGAUAUAGUAAAGCAGAUCAAAAAUGCAUCGUUUAGUCAAAGGAUCCUACCUAAAAUUGUUGAUGCGUAUAAGAAAUCGAAUGGUGAUUUAGAGACGGCAGGGUUUGAGGAUGAAUUCCAGAUGCAUCUGAAAGUGUUUGAUGGUUUCAAAAAACAAAUAAAUAAAAUGAAGGUAGAAAAUCAUGAGCUGGAAGAAGAACUGAAGAGGUCGACCGUUAGAGACAAUGAGAUGACUAAGAGCCUUAAUGCCACGACGACGGGCCCUAGACGAAUUUCGCCGUUGGAACUGUUAACAGUUGACUGGAAAGAGUCAUAUCAACUGUUCCAACAAGUGAGGCACAAUGUCGAAGAAGGCGAGACAUUUUACGCUGAUCUCUGCGAGAAGACAAAUGAGCUGAGCCAAGAAGUUAAACAGUUUGUUGAACAUCGAGAGGUUGCUCAAAGAAAAUUAAUCGAUGAGAUCGGGAAGUGA
Molecule: messenger RNA, 2064 nt
Organism: Tetrapisispora phaffii CBS 4417
Lineage: Eukaryota; Fungi; Ascomycota; Saccharomycetes; Saccharomycetales; Saccharomycetaceae
Gene: RIM20
Product: Rim20p
Exons: 1
Coding region: 1-2064 (687 amino acids)
Cellular component (GO): endosome
Molecular function (GO): protein binding
Source: RefSeq, a predicted model, not a curated record